AUCCAUAGCUCCUGCUAGUCUUCGCUGAAAUAUCAUUCAUUCAAGCCUGAAACUUCACUCGCUACAAGGAUCCUCUGAAUUUCAUUUUGAAACUGUUCCUUCUUGCCGUACAUACCAGUGGGAAUGGGAGCGGUGCCAUCAACGCCGCGUUUCACCGGCGAUGUGCGGCAGGAGACGGCUGAGUCUCUAAUCGGAGCGUUUGUCGGCGAAAAAUCACAUCCGCUCACCUCAGAUUACUGGCAGAAGCUUCUCCUGCACCCUCUCUACCUCCGUUGGGCCCCUCACCGUGUUCAGGAAGCUUGCCACCUCUUCGCAAAGAACAACUGUAAGACAAGGCACCUCGCUAAGUGUCUAGUUCAUCUAAAUUGGUGUUUGCAAGAGUGUGUUUCUGCAUCAGAUGAACAAUCUUUGUCUCUCAUAAAGGCCCUCAAUGCAGCUUACAUCUCAUCUAUUUUUCUGAAAUACCUGAUUGAACAUUCCCACUCUGACAACUUUGAAGAAUUGUACAUAUCUCUAAAUGAAAGCGAAGAGAUACCACAUAAUUUUUCAACAGAUCAGAGGAUUGAGCAUCUUCUUGUGCACAGUAUCUUCAGCUUUCUUGGAAAAGUAGAUGUUAGUACGAACUCAUUUCUUCUGCACUACGAACUGCUUAACUUCAUGCUCAUUGCCAUGUCAACACAACUACUUUCAGGGCCAUCGCUGGCCCCAAAUGAUAUGCAUCCUUUCAUUGAUGCUGCAAUGGUACAGCAAAGUCCAUUGGUGAACAUGGUUGUUCAAAAACUGCUACUUAAUUACAUCACACGACCACGCUUCCAUGCAAGGUACUCGCCUUAUCAGAUAUUUGCUGAAGGAAACCAGCCUGGUGUUUUACAGAGAGUUGGCUCUGUAGCUGCAAACCUUGUGCUAUUCCCAUUAAAUUAUUUUUCCAACUCUAUUGCUGAACCUUCUAAAAGCUCAUUGGCGGAGAGCAGUCUCAAUAUUUUGCUGAUCCUUAUCCAUUAUCGCAAGUGUGUGAGCAUCGAUCGUCCAAAAGAUGAAAAUGGCUACAGUGCUUCAGAUCCUCUUCCUAAGGCAGAAGCAUGCUUUUUUGAAAAUCCUUACUAUACAGCCUUACAAAAUGCUCGGGAGACUGAAUUUGAUCAUGUUGAUGUAGAAGGGGCUGCACAAAAUGGUGCUCUUGUGAGACUGCCUUUUGCUUCUCUUUUUGAUACACUUGGGAUGUGCCUGGCUGAUGAAACUUCUGUUCUCUUACUUUAUUCUCUUGUCCAAGGGAAUUCUGACUUUCUAGAAUAUGUCCUGGUCAGGACAGAUCUUGAUACUCUGUUGAUUCCUUUGCUGGAAACACUUUAUAAUGCUCCGAGAAGGGCACCCAACCAAAUCUACAUGGUCCUAAUCAUCCUUCUUAUACUAAGUCAAGAUUCCUCUUUCAAUGCUAGCAUACACAAACUGAUGCUUCAUAGUGUCCCAUGGUACAAAGAGCGUGCUCUUCAUCAAACAUCUCUAGGUUCUCUCAUGGUUAUAAUUCUUACAAGAAUUAUCCACUAUAAUCUAUCAAAACUGCGGGAUGUUUUUCUCCAUACCAAUUGCCUGGCGACAUUGGCAAAUAUGGCACCACAUGUCCAUCGCCUUAGUGCCUAUGCAUCACAGCGAUUAGUUAGUCUUUUUGAUAUCCUUUCGCGCAAGUAUAACAAAUUAGCUGAGAUGAAAAAUGAUAAGAUGAGUUUUUCCAAUGAUGAACCUUUGGGCGAAAACCUAUCAGAAGACAGUUCAGCUGAGCUGCAUAUGUACACUGACUUCAUGAGGAUUGUUUUGGAAAUAAUGAAUGCGAUUCUAACUUAUGCACUACCUCGUAACCCUGAGGUUGUUUAUGCAAUUUUGCACAGACAGGAGCUUUUCUAUCCUUUUAAAAGUCAUCCACGGUUUAAUGAGCUGCUUGACAACCUUUUUAUGGUCUUGGACUUCUUUAACAGCCGAAUGGAUGCCCAAAAAAUGGAUGGUGAAUGGUCUGUGGAGAAAGUACUUCAAAUCAUUAUUGUGAAUUGCAGAUCUUGGAGAGGUGAAGGGAUGAAGAUGUUUUCGCAAACGCGUUUUACCUAUGAGCAAGAGAGUCACCCAGAGGAGUUCUUCAUACCAUAUGUCUGGCAGUUGGUUUUAUCUCAAAGUGGUUUGGAUUUUUCUCCUAGCAGCAUAAAUCUUUUUCAUGUUGACUUACCUGUGGAAGAUGAUGGUUUUACUAGUUCAGAUACAGACAAGGUACAAAAUGGCGAUUCAAAUGGAAAUACGCAGAUUGGAAUCUGGGUUGACUGAUGAGCUCCCUUAAGUUGGUCAGUUGUAUAUAUGGAUAUAUAUAUAUAUAUAUGUAUACGCAUAUACACAUGUGUGUAUAUACAUACAUCUUAGAUAUGUGUAUUCUUCUCAUUCUUUUGUGUUUAUAGGUCAAGAGUGUGUAGGUGCUUAAAUAUAUUUAAAGUUUUGGAGGUUUUUGUUUUACGCAAGUGUAUAAUGGAGGGUGUUGGUAUAGUUUAGCCUUUGCCUUGUUGAGGCUUUUAAAUUAUAUCCUUGCAGAUAGAGAUGCCAAUAACUACCAUCUUUUUUGCGCCCGCCCAUAUCCACCACAUAGGUGUCCGUAGGCUUGUAGCUUUGUUGCAUGCUUGCAUCCAUGCCAUUUCAUAAACUCUUGUAUUAACCAAUAUCACAAGUUGGGUUCAUCGAAUGGGAAAACUGUGUUUACUGAUCACCUCAAUAUCUUUUAACUAUUAUUUAUUUUGUAUACUGGUAUUUGUUAAAUUAAUGUAGUACAUUGUUGGGC
Molecule: messenger RNA, 2809 nt
Organism: Cuscuta europaea
Lineage: Eukaryota; Viridiplantae; Streptophyta; Magnoliopsida; Solanales; Convolvulaceae
Source: the annotation of a GenBank genome assembly